GUAAACACAGAACACUAAACAUUUUGUUUGUUGCGCAACACUGAUGGUACACAAAAUCAAUUUUAUAAUUCAUUGUCAUUUAUUAAAAUUAUUCAUUUAAAUUAAGGUCUAAAAUUAGAAAUUUAAUGUAGAAAUGGCUGCUGAUACGUUUAUGGAUAAAAUUAAGUCCUUUUUUGGACUGAGAGUUGAGCCUCCGAAAAAUGACUUCAGGAACCCAAUCUGGGGUUCUGAUGACGACGACGAUGGCGACGAACUCUAUUCGAGACACCAAAAUAUGGAUAUUUACAGAGAUCCAUUGGACUUACACCAAGAAUUCACAAGGCACAUGCAAGAUAUGUUUCGAUCAUUUGGUAGUAUGUUCGGCGACAUGAGAUCGUUUUUCAGUGAUGAUCACUUCCAUUCCUUCCCAUCUGUUACCGAGAUACCAGAAAAUCAUCCAGAAGGUGAGACGGAGAAUUUUGAUAGCAAUCGCAUCAGAGAUUAUUACUUGAAGCCUGGCUACCAUCACAGACUUGACCAGCCCAACCAGGACAUGGAUCUCGAUGGCAAAAUAUCUUCCAAUGAUAUUUCUGACUUAUUUAGACAGAAACAUGAUGGACAUAUCAUACCUUCAUCACCCUUUAACGGUAAUAUGGUGCCAGGUAGGUCAUUUUGUCAAACUAUUAUAACAACAAGCAUUACUAAGCCCGACGGUACAGUGGAAACAAAGAGAAUAGUCAAAAAUGGCAAUGAGGUUAUUGAGGAAACUAUAACAUCAACAGAACCUACUCAAAGAAGUCCUAACCCAAGUCUUGAUCCCAUUGCAACUACUCAGAUUAUGCUGUCACAACUGUCAUCACUUUUGAGGAACUUUUAUUAGAAAGAUUAUAGAUAAGACUGUAAACCUUCAUGAAAAUCAUAGUAUUAUAUUUGAUAGACAGCUUUGUUUGAAAUUAUUUAACUUUAAGAUUACUUUUAAUAUUUGUCUUUAAUAUGUAUAGCCAGAUCAUUAUUUUAAUAUAUCUUAAACUUGCUCAAAAUCAAUCAUCAUUCUGGAAACUUCUGUGAUUAGGUAGCUAUAGCUCGUAUGAAUAGACAACAUCUUAAAUUAAGCAAAUACCAGAUGUAUGUUAAUUUCGAAGCAUAUCUGCUUUAAUUACCAUUUAUGUUGUGAUUAUUUUUAAUUCUGGUUAAUAAAGCAUUGUAAAACACA
Zerene cesonia (dogface butterfly) is the source of this 1192-nucleotide messenger RNA. RefSeq names its product HCLS1-associated protein X-1-like. The coding region runs from base 134 to 859 and encodes 241 amino acids. The transcript has a single exon. NCBI's taxonomy places the organism in Eukaryota, Metazoa, Arthropoda, Insecta, Lepidoptera, Pieridae. Gene Ontology annotation, biological process: regulation of actin filament polymerization; negative regulation of apoptotic process. Gene Ontology annotation, cellular component: sarcoplasmic reticulum; clathrin-coated vesicle; apical plasma membrane. The record is from RefSeq and is a predicted model, not a curated record.